Acanthocheilonema viteae is the source of this 855-nucleotide messenger RNA. The record is from the annotation of a GenBank genome assembly. Lineage: Eukaryota; Metazoa; Nematoda; Chromadorea; Rhabditida; Onchocercidae.
AUGUUCAUGACUGAUGACCAAAAGGACAAGAUUUCUGGCGAAAAGAAUACAGAUGUAACGGAAGAUGAAAUGGGACCUGUUAGAAUGGUUCGACCUGAAAUGGUAGAUAUGGCACGACGUUUCAUGAUGAUGCCAAAAAUUAGACAAACACCGCUGAUACAACAAAAACAGUUCUUACUUCAGAAGGGUUUACGAGAUGAUGAAAUUAACGAGGCAAUGAAAGAAUUACCAUUACAGCAAAAUAUGCGGCAUAUCAAUAAUACAGCUAUGGAGCAUGAAGCCACGUUUGGUUCAUCGCAUGAUUUUUUAACUAAGCCAUCGGGAAUUAAUAUUUUGUUGCGGAUAACAAAAUAUGCAAUGAUUAUUACGAGUUUUUCAUAUACCAGCUGGCAUUUGUUGCGUUCAUACGUUUUACCACGUUUUUUCGAUACUACGGAGCCGGUUGACGAAAGAAUUGAUGUGAUCGAAAGGAAAAUCAGUGAAAUGCAAAGAAUGAUGGGAGAUAUAACGACCGAGUUGCUUCUAAAAUUGCAGACGGUCAUUGAUAAACAAAGUAUCAUGGAUCGCGUUACAUUUCAAAGCGCAUCAGCACUUGAUGACCUAAAGAAAAGCGUUGAAACCCUCAGCGCAACUCUUGCGAGCAAAGAACAACAACUACCGAUUCGAACAAUAGCUAGAAAACGUAAUGCAACAAAUUCUCGUGUAUUCCCACGAACUGAGGAUCCAAGCGGGUCUGAUAUUCCUAAUAACGAACGCUCAGAAGAGGCAUUGAUAUCAACAGAGACAUCAACACCGGCAGAGGAACGUAAUGGCAGUGUGCAAGUAGAGAAAAAUGUUACUAACAGUGAAUCUUAG